This is a messenger RNA of Exophiala viscosa, 231 nucleotides long. RefSeq names its product F-type H+-transporting ATPase subunit epsilon. Gene Ontology annotation, cellular component: mitochondrial inner membrane. Gene Ontology annotation, molecular function: proton-transporting ATP synthase activity, rotational mechanism. Gene Ontology annotation, biological process: proton motive force-driven mitochondrial ATP synthesis. The transcript is spliced from 3 exons. The coding region runs from base 1 to 231 and encodes 76 amino acids. NCBI's taxonomy places the organism in Eukaryota, Fungi, Ascomycota, Eurotiomycetes, Chaetothyriales, Herpotrichiellaceae. The record is from RefSeq and is a predicted model, not a curated record.
AUGGCUUUCGCGUGGAAGGCUUCCGGCCUCACCUACAACCGUUACCUAGCCGUUGCCGCAAGAGUCGUCCGAAGAUCCCUCAAGGAAGGCCCCAGACUUCAAGCUGAACGACGAGGAGAGAUGGACCUAAGAUUCGCCAAGUGGCAGGGUGGAAAACAGGGAGACAUUAAGAGCUUGGGGGCAGCCAACGCUGAAGCGAUGGCGGAACACGCUACUGGAGAGGCCAAAUAG